AUGAACUUCUUAGGCAGCUGCUGCACUCGGUAUGGCGGUGUUACAUUCUGGGCCGCUCCGCGAUGUCGUAGUACUGUUAAGGCAGCUCAACUGUUAAGUGCCAACAAAAUCCUGAUGAAAAAUAAGCAAAUCAAAGAGAGAAAUAUAGAAAAACUUCCAUUAAAACCAUGCCCAGGAACCCUACGAGCAUCAUUUGGACCUACAAUAUGGACACAAGUAAGGUUUUGCAAGAGCUAUCCGCGUCUGCACCGCGACAUCGAAUUUCCUAGUUUUGAUACUUAUAGGAAAUCUGAGUACAAGGAUGUUCGAAGUACGUCUUGGGGGGCAGGUGAUGGUAAACCAGGAUUCACAUAUGUAGUGGGACUUUUCGGUUUACUUGCUGGAGCUUAUGGUAUGAAGGCCCAUCUGAUUCACUACGUAGCAUUUAUGGAUGCACCAGCGGAUGUAAUCGCUCUUGCUAGCAUUGAAGUAGAUUUAUCAAAAGUGUUACCUGGAGCUUGCCUGGCGAUAAAAUGGCGAGGAAAGCCCUUAUUCAUCAGAAACAGAACUGCUGCAGAUAUUGACGCUGAAAAAAAUACAGCGUUGUCUUCGUUACGAGAUCCCGAAGGUGAAGAACAACGUACACAAAAAAACCAAUGGCUGGUUGUGGUCGGAAUCUGCACUCACUUAGGCUGUGUACCUAUACCAAAUAGUGGUGAUUGGCCGGGUGGUUUCUAUUGUCCUUGUCACGGUAGUCACUUUGAUAAUUUGGGAAGGGCUAGGAAAGGUCCAGCCCCAAAAAAUUUAGAAGUUCCGCCUUAUAAAUUUAUUACUGACACACUUAUCAAUGUAGGGUAG
Messenger RNA from Spodoptera littoralis (African cotton leafworm), 837 nucleotides. Lineage: Eukaryota; Metazoa; Arthropoda; Insecta; Lepidoptera; Noctuidae. The record is from the annotation of a GenBank genome assembly.